This is a messenger RNA of Plodia interpunctella (Indianmeal moth), 1299 nucleotides long. RefSeq lists its product as uncharacterized. Gene Ontology annotation, molecular function: protein C-terminal leucine carboxyl O-methyltransferase activity. The record is from RefSeq and is a predicted model, not a curated record. The transcript is spliced from 4 exons. Lineage: Eukaryota; Metazoa; Arthropoda; Insecta; Lepidoptera; Pyralidae. Gene Ontology annotation, cellular component: cytosol. The coding region runs from base 191 to 1147 and encodes 318 amino acids. Gene Ontology annotation, biological process: C-terminal protein methylation.
CACCGUUGCCGUCAGCGUCACUGAAUUGAAAGCCCUGAAAAUUAUCGAAAUAUUUGUUUUGUGCAAUAUUAUUUCAAUCUGUCUGAUCUUGAGUCACUCUUUAAUUUAACAAGAUAGGUAAUAUUAUUCUUGAUUGAAAGUGGCUUUGUGCUCACAUAUCGUUAUGCUAUAAUAAAGUUGAAAGGUCAGCAUGGAUAAUAUUAGAACAUGGACCGCUGAAGACGAAGCUAUCAUUGGAACUAACACGGAUGCCACCGAGUGCAAGAGGUGUGCAGUGGAGUUUGGCUAUUGGAAGGAUGACUAUAUAACCUACUUUGUGAAGCAUGUGGACAGGAAGGCGCCGGAAAUCAACCGUGGCUAUUAUGCGAGGGUGCGAGCUAUAGAGAUGUUUAUUCAUCAGUUCUUAGAGCGAUGCGGCACUAAAUGCCAGAUCAUUAAUUUGGGUUGUGGUUUUGAUACACUGUUUUGGAGGUUAAAGGAUACCACACAGGCCGUGGGCAACUUUAUAGAAUUAGACUUUCCAGCUGUCACAGCAAAGAAAUCACACAUAAUAAAAAGGAAUAAACAGUUGCUGCAGAAGAUAGCUAAUGAAGACGGGGAGGUGAUGAUCCACGACGGGGACCUGCACUCGGACGGGUACCACCUGGCGGGCUGCGACCUGCGCUGCCUGGGCGAGGUGCGCCGCAAGCUGGCGGCGGCGGGCGCGCUGGCGGCCGCGCCCACGCUGCUGCUGGCCGAGUGCGUGCUCGUGUACCUGCGCCCCGACGCCGCCGACGCGCUUCUACGGUAUUUUGCCGGGGAGUUCGAGCGAUGCACUCUGGUGGUGUACGAGCAGUGCAACCUGGGCGACAAGUUCGGGGAGAUAAUGUUGCGGAACCUGAGCGCGCGCGGCUGCUUGUUGGCGGGGUCGCGGCAGUGCGGCGCGCCGGCGGAGGCCGCGGAGCGCAUGCGCGCGCUCGGCUUCGACUGCGCCAAGAGCUGGGACAUGGCGGCCGUGUGGGCGGCGCUGCCUGAGGACGACCGCGCGCGCGCGGAGGCGCUGGAGAUGCUGGACGAGCGCGAGCUGCUGCAGCAGCUGCACUCGCACUAUGCGCUCACGGUAGCCACGCGCGGCGAUAUCUUCGCCGAUAUCGACCUCAAUGCGUGAACUGUACGAUAUUACCUUACUCUCGUUUGCAAUAUCUGUAAUUACGUAUUGGUUUAUCGUUGUCUGAGGAAUUUCUCAUUUUCAUUGUGAUGUAACAAAUAUUUACUUUAAAACAGACUUUAUAGUGAGUUCCUUCCGGAGAGUCAAAAAUG